Messenger RNA from Trichoderma asperellum CBS 433.97, 2205 nucleotides. The record is from RefSeq and is a predicted model, not a curated record. NCBI's taxonomy places the organism in Eukaryota, Fungi, Ascomycota, Sordariomycetes, Hypocreales, Hypocreaceae.
CUCUGACGCAGCCCCCUCCUCGACAGCUGUCACCACGGCAAGGGACACACUCACACUUCACCCCAUCAACGCCCCACGUGACAGCGCGCCGAGCCAUUCACGAACCGUCCCGUCAACGGCAGGGAUCGCCAGAUCGAUUCACGCAUCUGCAACUUUUGCAGACAUAGCUCGCCGCAAAUCCGAAACGACUACAAGAAGACGCAAUCACGGAUUAAAAAAAAAUAUCAAUAACAAUUCUCACAGUCCCUCUUCUUGCUUUCUUCUUGGAUUGAACCGAAAUUUCUGGCCAUGACGAGACCUGAAAGCCACUCCCCCGAGCUCCCUGACGACAUGGACGACGACGAAGCUCUGCGCUAUGCCAUCGCCCUCUCUUUGCAAGAUCAGGCUUCUUCCGCCACACCUAUCGUGAUUGAUGAUUCCGACGACGACGGAAAUGACAAUGACGGCUCAUCCACCGCAAGCUCUGAGAAUGCAACGCAGCAGACGACACAAACGCAGUCACACUCACACUCACAUUCACAGCCGUCGUCAUCGUCGCAGCAGCAAUCCCAGUUCGGCUCCCUCUUCCUCGACCGCAAAGCCAUGGAACAGGAACGAUUGAACCGCCUAGCAAAGCGCCAACGCCCUCCCCCUGACAAUGACGAAGAUGAAGACGUCGUUGAAGUACCUCCCCCGAAGAAACUGGCCACUGGAGCUCCCGCCGAGGGCAAUAUCAAGACGCCCGGAGCAUCAUCUACACCACUAGCAUCAGCCUCAACUGCAACAAUCGAGAAAUGCAGCAACAUCAGCAACAUCAGCAGCGUGCCAUACCCAAACCCCACGGUCAAACGAACCUGGGCCCGCGGCACUGCACGCACUGGCGAUGAAAUCACCAUCGAGGACGUCUUCCAAAGGGACAAGCUCGAGCUCGCCGUGCUCUCAUCCUUCCAAUGGGACGAAGAGUGGAUGCUAUCAAAGCUGGAUUAUGUGAGGACGAAGAUCUUGCUGCUGGCAUAUGCCAGGGAUGAGGCUCAGAAAACCCUCAUGCGAAGCAACGUCCCCGCCAACAUCAAGUUCUGCUUCCCUCCCAUGCACGGCGUCGGCGCGAUGCACUCCAAACUGCAGCUGCUCAAGUAUCCGAACCAUCUCCGCGUCGUCAUCCCAACGGGCAACCUUAUGCCCUACGACUGGGGAGAAACAGGGGUCAUGGAGAAUAUGGUAUUUCUAAUCGAUCUACCAAGGCUGGAAAAUCCCGCCUCACCCCAUGCCAGCACCGCCCAUAGCCAUGCGCCGACCAGGUUCUAUUCAGAACUAGUGUAUUUCUUGCAGGCAACGGGCGUAGGCGAAAAGAUGGUUGCCAGUCUCGCAAACUACGAUUUCUCCAGGACGGCGGAUAUCGCCUUUGUUCAUACAAUACCCGGAAGUCACUCGGCGCAGAGUGCACAACAUAUAGGAUACUGUGGCCUCGCAGCUAGCGUAGCUGACCUCGGGCUAGCUACUUCCGACCCUGUCGAUGUCGACCUCGUGUGUGCGUCGCUGGGAGCGCUGAACCACCAGAUGGUACGGGCCAUAUACAAUGCCUGUCGAGGCGACGACGGCAUAGACGAAUUCAAGAAACCGGGCAGCACUAGCUCUAGGUCUUCCACCAAAAAUCCGACGGAGGCGACGUCUCAGGAGCAACUGCUGCGAGAAAGAUUCCGCAUCUACUUCCCCACGGACCAUACAGUGUCGAAAAGCAGAGGCGGGCGCAAUGUGAGUUGUGACCCCCGAGUCAUUUACACGGCUGGACCAACCAAUCCCGUGUCAUUUACUCAUUUACACGGCUCGGCCAACCAAUCCUGUGCCAUCUCUAAUCACAUCUCUUUUUGCAAUCGGCCAUUGAUUAACGUAAAAAUGACACGUACGCAGGCGGGAGGCACGAUAUGCGUGCAGGCCAAGUGGUGGCGGUCGCCGAAUUUCCCCAGAGAGCUUGUGCGAGACGUAAUAUCCCGUGACCGGCUGCUCAUGCACAGCAAGAUGAUAUUCGUGCGUCGUCGGGUCGGAGAUAGCCAGGCGAUACGGCAGUCUCCAGGCUGGGCUUAUGUAGGCAGUGCCAAUCUUUCCGAGAGCGCCUGGUGAGUCGAGAGUUUUGUGCCGCACACCCCUCCCCGUUUUGAACGGUCUCUUUUUCCCUCCUCUCUUUGAUCGCGCCGGUUGAAAAUGAUGAGUAUUAUAUUAGAGGCUGAC